Serinus canaria (Common canary) is the source of this 2453-nucleotide messenger RNA. RefSeq names its product solute carrier family 23 member 1 (gene SLC23A1). Lineage: Eukaryota; Metazoa; Chordata; Aves; Passeriformes; Fringillidae. Gene Ontology annotation, molecular function: transmembrane transporter activity. Gene Ontology annotation, biological process: transmembrane transport. The record is from RefSeq and is a predicted model, not a curated record. Gene Ontology annotation, cellular component: membrane.
AUGGCUGAUCCGUGCCGGGGCUGCGCUCGCCGGUUUCACAACCCCCAGCCAAUGGCCGCCCUCCCCCCCACCGCCACCGCCCGGCCGGGGACUAAAGUCCUUCCCACGGCCAUAAAACCCCGAGCAGGGACAGCGCCGCCGGGGACGCGUCGGAGGAUGGGGACCCGCUCAGGAGACCUGGCUCAGCCCCAGAAUGGGAACUUGGCUCUGGACCCCGCGGGCUCCCCACACACCCCUGGGAAGAAGCUGUCUGCAGUGGGCAGGGACCCCAGGGCAGGCACCAGGCCCCCCCGGCCAGAGGUGGACAUGCUCUACAGGAUCGAGGACGUGCCCCCCUGGUACCUCUGCAUCCUGCUCGGAUUCCAGCACUACCUGACCUGCUUCAGCGGCACCAUCGCCGUGCCCUUCCUGCUGGCCGAGAGCCUGUGCGUGGGCAAGGACCAGCUCACUGUCAGCUACCUCAUUGGCACCAUCUUCACCUGCGUGGGCAUCACCACCCUCAUCCAGACCACCGUGGGCAUCAGGCUGCCGCUCUUCCAGGCGAGCGCGCUGGCCUUCCUUGUCCCCGCCAAGUCCAUCCUGGCCCUGGAGAAGUGGCGAUGCCCACCUGAAGAGCAGAUCUAUGGCAACUGGUCACUGCCACUCAACACGUCCCACAUCUGGCAGCCCCGCAUGCGAGAGAUCCAGGGGGCCAUCGUGGUGUCCAGCCUGGUGGAAGUGGUCAUCGGGCUGCUGGGGCUCCCCGGGGCACUGCUCAGCUACAUCGGGCCGCUGACCGUCACCCCCACCGUGUCCCUCAUUGGACUCUCUGUUUUCCAGGCAGCUGGUGACCGGGCUGGCUCCCACUGGGGCAUCUCUGUGCUGACCAUCUUCCUGAUUGUCCUGUUUGCCCAGUACCUGCGGCAGGUCGCCAUCUGCCUGCCCGGCUACCGGCGGGGCCACGGCUUUGUCCUGCUCCGCAUCCAGAUCUUCAAGAUGUUCCCGAUCAUCUUGGCCAUCCUGCUGGUGUGGCUGAUCUGCUACGUGCUGACCCGCACCGGAGUCUUCCCCAGCCAGCCCGAGGAGUACGGCUACAAGGCCAGGACAGACGCCCGCGGGGAGAUCCUGUCCGUGGCUCCCUGGUUCCGAGUCCCCUACCCCUGCCAGUGGGGGCUGCCCACGGUGACCUCAGCAGCCGUGUUGGGCAUGUUCAGUGCCACGCUGGCAGGCAUCAUCGAGUCCAUCGGGGACUACUACUCCUGUGCCCGGCUGGCAGGAGCGCCCCCGCCCCCUGUGCACGCCAUUAACAGGGGCAUUUUCACCGAGGGCAUCUCCUGCAUCAUCGCGGGGCUCUUGGGAACCGGCAAUGGCUCCACGUCCUCCAGCCCCAACAUUGGCGUCCUAGGCAUCACCAAGGUGGGGAGCAGGAGGGUGAUCCAGUACGGCGCAGGGAUCAUGCUCCUGCUGGGGACCAUCGGCAAAUUCACGGCGCUCUUCGCCUCCCUGCCCGACCCCGUGCUCGGCGGGAUGUUCUGCACCUUAUUCGGAAUGAUCACUGCCGUCGGCCUCUCCAACCUGCAAUUCGUCGACAUGAACUCCUCCCGAAACCUCUUUGUGCUGGGCUUUGCCAUGUUUUUCGGGCUGACUCUGCCAAACUACCUGGAUUCCCACCCCGGGGCCAUCAACACAGGUGUCCCCGAGCUGGACCAGAUCCUGACGGUGCUGCUGACCACGGAGAUGUUCGUCGGGGGCACAAUCGCCUUCGUCCUGGACAACACCAUCCCGGGGACGCAGGAGGAACGAGGACUGGUGCAGUGGAAGGCAGGAGCGCACUCGGAUAGCACGAGCAGCGCCAGCCUGAGGAGCUACGACUUCCCCUUCGGCAUGGGCGCGGUGCGGAGCAGCCGCUGGCUCAGGAAGGUGCCCAUCUGCCCGGUGUUCACCGGGUUCAGGGCCCGGCCGGGGGGCAGCGGCACGGCGGCCGCAGAGGGCCCGGACGGGGGCUCGGUGUGCACCAAGGUCUGAGCGAGGGGAGGCUCCCGGGAGGUGCCGCCCCAGCGCCGGAGGAGCCGAGCCGAGCUCCCGGGGGGCUCUCGGGGUUCGGUAGCGCCCACCAAGGCCUAAGCCAAGGCUGCCGGUGCUCGGCUCGAACGCGGGGCUAGGGAAAUACGACGCUGCUCUUGGGGGACACCCCGAGCUCCGGGGUACAGCCUGGGGACCGCCACCCCGUGCUCCCCCCGAAGCUUUAGCCGGCUGAGGCUCGUCCAGCGCUUGCUGAAGCCCGCCGGCCACAUCGGAGCCAGCCAGAGCCCCGGGGCCACUGACUCCCACCCGGGGCCACGGAUUUUCACGCUGUGCCCUCGCCUCCGGCACGGUGACCCAGCAGCUGGCAAGGGCUCUGCCUGGGGCAGUGUCCAGACCAGCCUUAGGAUGCCUAACUUAAGAUGAUACAUUAAAAAUGAUAAAAUAUUCAA